GUAUACACACCUCCGGAUAUUUAAUACUCAUCGAGUUUAUGUUGACAUUGGAGUCCGACUUAGCAUGUAACAAUAAUUUAGGGUCUUUUCAGAGAAAAAGGAGUGUAAGCUAUUUGUAGGAGUUUGGAUUUUAAUACAUACGUGUUAUGAUAAGAAAGAGCUCUAGAAAAGGGUUGCUUUUCUUUUGUUGACGCGUUUCGUUGUACACAGACAUUUUUGUUUUUCACGGUAUUAGCCGACUGCUCGUCUUCGCGGUAUCCCGAUGUAUAAAUACCUUCGUGACUUAAAAUUAUUACACAGAAGUCUGACAAUUUCAGGAACAAACUUUGAGAGGUUGUUCCAUGCGGUUCCCUCCUUAUGUAGAAGAACACCAGCCCAUUAUUACAGUCGAAUUUCCUCGUCGAUCCUCAAUCCUGCCAACCAAGUCCAUCGAUUCCAUGUUCGCUUCAUCAGCAGUAUUGUACACGAAGCUCUACAGCAUGUAGAACACUCUGAUGCAGAAUGGAAUAUUGACCAGUUUGAGGAUCGUUUGUUUGAAAUUCUCAGUGAUCCAAAUGGAAGAGUAUCUGUCGCCAAAUUUAAAUCUAUGCUGGCAUUUUCUGGUUUAAGAGACACAGAUCCUCGACUCAAAGAAUGUAUGACAAAUUUUGAGAACGUUCUUCAGUUAAACCAGCCGGACCAUGACUCAAAGAACACAGAUUACUAUGGCGGCUUGUCCGUGGAUAAAAAAACCUUCAAAGAAUGUAUUCAAGACAAUAUCAUCCUCAUCAGCAAAUCCUUGAAAAAUGACUUCAUCAUUCCAGAAUGGCAAAACUUCAAGCAGGAGAUUGACAAAAUCUACAGAAACUGUCGGAACAACACAAACGGAAAUGUGGCUUCCUACAUUCCACAGUUGGCCAGAUAUAGCCCUGACUUCUGGGGAGUGUCUGUUUGCAGUGUUGAUGGUCAAAGGUAUUCCAGUGGUGACACCAAUGUUCCCUUCUCCCUCCAGUCCUGCAGUAAACCCCUGACUUACUGCAUGGUGCAGAGCAAUGACGACAACAUUGAGCGGGUCCAUAAAUACGUUGGCCAUGAGCCAAGUGGGAGGAGCUUUAAUGAGAUUUCACUGGAUUAUCAAAAGAAACCACACAACCCAAUGAUAAACUCUGGAGCUAUCAUUGUCAGCUCACUCCUGAAACCAGAGCUAGCCCUCCCUGAUCGCUUCGACUGGACUACCAAAAUGUUGUCUAAAAUGACAGGAGGUGAACAUCUAUCUUUCAACAAUGCAGUAUUUUUAUCAGAACGAGAAACGGCCGACAGAAAUUUUGCCCUGGCAUACUACAUGAGAGAAAACAAGUGCUUCCCAGAAGGGACAAAAUUACAUGAGGUGCUUGACUUCUAUUUCCAACUGUGCUCCAUUGAAGUGACCUGUGAGUCAGCCUCGGUCAUUGCUGCUACCCUCGCUAAUGGCGGGAUCUGUCCAAUGACGGGGGAGAAGGUAUUCAACUCGGCCGCCGUCAGAAACACUCUCUCCCUGAUGCACUCAUGUGGAAUGUAUGACUACUCUGGAGAAUUUGCUUUCAGGGUUGGACUUCCAGCUAAAUCCGGUGUAUCUGGGACAGUUCUGUUGGUGGUGCCAAAUAUAAUGGGCAUCUGUUUGUGGUCCCCGCCGCUAGAUAUGUGGGGUAACAGCUGUAGAGGCAUCCAGUUCUGUCAGGAACUAGUGAAUGUCUACAACUUCCAUAACUAUGACAAUCUUAAGCACACAGAGAAGAAGAUGGACCCCACUCGCCUCCGAAUAGACACACUCUCUCAGGAUGUUGUGAACAUUCUGUUUGGAGCAUUCAAUGGAGAUGUAUCGGCAUUAAGGAGGUACUAUUUGCUUGGAUUAGACAUGAACAUUGCAGACUAUGAUGGCAGAACAGCGUUACAUGUAGCGGCCGCGGAGGGUCAGGAGCAAGCUGUUCGCUUCCUGUUGGAGAUGUGUAACGUCAACGUUUACACCAAAGACAGGUGGGGGUUCACUCCCUUGGAGGAAGCAGAGAGAUUUGAACAUCCGGAGGUAGCCAAGCUACUGAUCAGCUCCAUGAAGAAAAUGGAGCAUCCAGAGACAGAUUAAACAGACAGUAAAUUAUUUUUCAAAAUGUACUCUGUACAUGAAAUGGCUGCUCAUAAGCUUUGGACAGGGGAGUGAUGAUUCCACCAGAAAAAGACAAACAAAGGGAUGGAAAUACUUGUACUAAUUAUACAAAAUUAACAACAGUAAUAUAUAGGUAUUAUAUAGGUCUGUACUAAGUAUACAGGUUAGAUUUAUUUUCUGUCAGUGUGUACUUUUUCAAAAAGCAAUUUUGUUAUUUAGCAAUAACAAUAUACCGGUAUUAGUUAACUCUAUGCAUAUUUGAAUGGGCGUAACGUAUUUAUUUUGUAUUGAAUCUCAUAUUAUUUGUCUGAUAGGCAUUGUUAGUUUGAUAUCUGCUUGAAUACUCAGUAUGCUGUAUCAAGGGUUAUAUUACUUGAACGAUUUUUUUGUUAAUAUUCUACUUGGUUUUAUUUGGUCUUUUGUGAUGUUGAAUUUGCUCAACAUGAGAUUUGUCUCUCGAAAAAAGCUAAGAACAUUUGACAUUGUGAAAAAACAAAUCUAUAAAACUCAUUUUAUUAUUUUUCUUUAAGAAAUUACAAUUCUUGUUUACAUUAUGUUUUUUUUUUUUUCAGUUAAUACAGAUACUCGCAUCAUUUUGUAUUGAAUUUUAUAAUGGUGUAAAUCAAUAAUUUUUUUUAAGUAUUAUAUAAUUUAUUUGCUUAUUAGAAAUAAUUAUAAAGUUAAGACAGAGUAAUAAGGAAUGCAUUAUGUGUUGCUGUUGUUUAUCUUUUUAAUGUUUGAAGUAGCUGUUGGAAUAUUUUUAUUUGAUACCUCCUAAAACUCGAGUGGUAUACAAUAUAAUGUAGAUACCAAUAGUGAUAUAGUGAGUUUUCUGCCAUUUUUACUCGCGUUUGGUUUUUAUUUUUCUGGUAGGUGUUCAUUACAGAUGAAUAAUUUACUGCAUUACGACAGAUUUACUUUAUUGUGUUUUAUUGGUUUAUAAUAAAAUGAAUUUUAAAAAUCUUA
This is a messenger RNA of Magallana angulata, 3085 nucleotides long. Its product is annotated as glutaminase kidney isoform, mitochondrial-like. Gene Ontology annotation, molecular function: protein binding; glutaminase activity. The record is from RefSeq and is a predicted model, not a curated record. The transcript has 15 exons. The coding region runs from base 263 to 2098 and encodes 611 amino acids. Gene Ontology annotation, biological process: L-glutamine catabolic process. Lineage: Eukaryota; Metazoa; Mollusca; Bivalvia; Ostreida; Ostreidae.